This is a messenger RNA of Rhincodon typus (whale shark), 3455 nucleotides long. RefSeq names its product FIG4 phosphoinositide 5-phosphatase a (gene fig4a). Gene Ontology annotation, biological process: phosphatidylinositol dephosphorylation. The transcript has 25 exons. The record is from RefSeq and is a predicted model, not a curated record. Gene Ontology annotation, cellular component: intracellular membrane-bounded organelle. Lineage: Eukaryota; Metazoa; Chordata; Chondrichthyes; Orectolobiformes; Rhincodontidae. Gene Ontology annotation, molecular function: phosphatidylinositol-3,5-bisphosphate 5-phosphatase activity. Bases 254 to 2980 code for a protein of 908 amino acids.
GUCGGAUUCGGAAUCCGUUUUAUGGCUUCUGUCCCAUAAAACAUUGACGGUCUUCAUCGUGAGUGGUGUCGCAACUUAUUAUUUAUCGGUAGGAAGUUUCCUGAAGGUCAGAUGAUGCCGCCGCCGCCUCUUGUCGCUGAAGAGGCUCCGGCCUCAACCGUUGACCGUUUGACAGCGCAUACUGUGUGACCUCCAAUGCGACCUAAGCAGAUUGUGAUGUUCUAACUUGUCAGAAGUCAAUUUUGUUGUCGUCAUGCCAACAGUGCGACCAGUCAUUAGCUGUGUUCAGAAACUGGUCCUGUACGAAACUCGAGCUAGAUACUUCCUGGUCGGAAGCAAUCAUGCAGAAACCAAAUUCAGAGUUCUGAAAAUAGAUCGUACAGAACCUAAGGACUUGGUGGUUAUUGAUGACCGUCAUGUAUACAAUCAACAAGAAGUUCAGGAACUUUUGAGUCGUCUUGACAUGGGAAAUCGAUCGAAAAUGGGGCAGAAGGGAUUAUCUGGCCUUUCACGUGCUGUAUCUGCUUUUGGCAUUGUUGGAUUUGUCAGAUUUUUAGAAGGAUACUACAUUGUACUAAUAACUAAACGAAGAAAAGUUGCAGAUAUUGGUGGCCAUUCAAUUUAUAAAAUAGAAGACACCAACAUGGUCUACAUCCCAAAUGACUCGGUUAAAAUUGCCCAUCCAGAUGAAACAAAGUAUAUGAAAAUUUUCCAGAGUGUGGAUCUUUCCAGCAACUUUUAUUUUAGUUAUAGCUAUGAUUUGACUCACUCUCUUCAGUUCAAUCUAACAUUGUUGAAAAUGCCCAGUGAAGGAUUAAAAAGUCAAACCUUUGGACAUGGCCGGCAGGAGAGUUUUGACAUCUUUGAGGAUGAGGGUGUCACUGCACAAGCUGGAAGUGCUUCUGGGCACUAUGGCAUUCUGAAUCAGCCCUACCUCAAAUAUGCUUGGAAUGGUUACAUCUUAGAAAAGGUGAAAGCUACUGUCCACCAGAACUGGUUGCUGUAUAUUAUUCAUGGAUUUUGUGGUCAAUCAAAAAUGCUGAUCUAUGGCAGACCAGUUUAUGUUACUUUGAUAGCCAGAAGAUCCUGCAGAUUUGCUGGAACACGUUUCCUAAAAAGGGGUGCAAAUUGUCAGGGAGAUGUGGCAAAUGAAGUGGAGACUGAACAGAUAAUUCACGAUGCUUCUGUGAUGUCCUUUUCUGCUGGAAGUUACUCUUCCUAUGUACAGGUUCGAGGUUCUGUUCCACUGUACUGGUCUCAGGACAUUUCCACAAUGAUGCCUAAACCACCUAUUACAUUGGACCAGGCAGACCCAUUUGCUCACGUGGCAGCUCUUCACUUUGACCAAAUGUUCCAAAGGUUUGGCUCCCCCGUUAUUAUCCUGAAUCUGGUCAAGAAACGCGAGAGAAGAAAACAUGAGAGGAUUUUGAGUGAAGCGCUGUUUUCUGCCAUCACAUAUUUGAAUCAAUUUCUUCCACCAGAAUACAUCAUUCAGUACAUUGCAUGGGAUAUGGCCAAAUACACAAAAAGUAAAUUGUGCAAUGUCUUGGAUCGGCUGAGCAUAAUUGCCGAAGAUGUUGUGAAAAGAACAGGAUUCUUUGUAAAUCACCCUGAUUUUUAUUGUAACACCUUGCGACCAGGUGAAAGAUGGGAUGAACUUUGUGGAUAUAUUCAAAAAACUUUUCGUUUACAGACGGGUGUCCUUAGGACAAACUGUGUUGACUGUUUGGAUCGUACAAACACAGCUCAGUUUAUGGUGGGAAAAUGUGCUUUGGCAUAUCAGCUCUAUGCGAUAGGUGUAAUUGAUAAACCAAGACUGCAGUUUGACACUGAUGCUGUUCGAUUAUUUGAAGAACUGUAUGAAGAUCACGGUGAUACACUGUCUUUGCAAUAUGGAGGUUCGCAGUUAGUACAUCGAGUGAAAACUUACAGGAAGAUUGCACCAUGGACACAACAUUCUAAGGACAUCAUGCAGACACUUUCUAGGUACUACAGUAAUGCAUUUUCAGAUGCUGAUAGACAGGAUGCUAUCAAUCUGUUUCUUGGAGUCUUCCAGCCUAUGGAAGGAAAAUUUCAUCUCUGGGAGCUUCCAACUGACUAUUACUUGCAUCACAAGAACACAGUGGAAUUGUUAUGCCCCAAGAGAAGCUAUACUCAUUGGUGGACACCAGAGGUACUAAUCCAUUUACCAUUGCCUUAUGAUGAAGUUCCUUGCACUGAAAAUCUUAAAAAGCUGACAGUCAUGAAGAAGUUGGAUAAAUCUGAUGAAGAAAUAGAUGUAUACACAGAAUUCUUCAGGCCGUAUGAGCUGAGUUGUUUCGAUGAUGCAUUUUGCCUAACAAUGACAAAUUCAGCCAAGGACUUCAUGCCAAAGCAUGUUGGAAUUGACCCAAGUCCUUUCACUAUUCGCAAACCAGAAGAAACCGGCAAAUCCAUGCUGAGUAAUAAAAGUAACAAGGAAGAAGCUGUAUUGCAACGUAAAACAGUAGCAAGUGCCCCACCACCACCAUCCGAGGAGGUUGUUUCUAGUAGUUCGGAGGAUGAUUCAGGAACCGACAAAGAGGAAGAAGGCCCUGUAUCUCAGCGGUCAACACCAGUGAAAAUUACAGAGUUUGGAGACAAAAUUCCUGAGGACUGCAGCCAAUCUCCAAGAGAGGUGUAUAUGAAUCCCUCUGGGCUUCUAUCAGAAGAUGAUCUUCUAAUAUACAAAAGAUUUGUUUAUUUGGGUCAAAACCAGCAUAAAGUUGACAUAUGCAGCCAACAAAGCAAUGCAAAGCAACUAAACAACAUGAUGACCAUCAUGGAAGCAGUCUCCUUAUUUCUUCAAGACAGUAUUUAUGAGAUGCAUCUGGCUGACCUGGACAGAAAAUCAAAGGAAAUCUUUGAUUCCCAUAUCCAGACCGGCAAAGGCAUUAUACAACCUAUGUGCAAGGAUGACAUAAUUGUCUACAGAGAAUACAUUAGAAACAGAUACAUGUGAAGAACUUCAUCAAGGCAGCCCUAUACAUCUUAAAUUACUGAGGUUAGAAUGUCAUUUAAGAAGAGACAAUUUCCAGAAAUAAUUGUCUUCUUUGCAGGAUGUGACACUUUCAGAGCAUAAUUUUCUUUUCUGCAUCCCAUUCAUACAGUCGUUUUUAGGUCAUAAGUACUGUAUUAUGUAUUAUGCCAAGAGGAUGAAAUUGAUGGGCUGUGUGUGACAUUAAUCAGUAAUGGACUUCAUUUCAGGACGAGCUCAUUGUAUUCGGCAAUGUGUGUCUUGCGUCAGUUUUGCUUUAUUAGAACCAGGAUAUGUGUUAUUUGGAGAUUGAAUAUGGAGUUAAUUGACAUUCCUCGUUCUUUAUAUAUUUAAGAAUAAUGUUCAGAUUUAUAAUGCAUUUUAUGCCAAUGGUGCUCAGUACUGAUGACACGUAUAUCUUUUUCCUGAGUCCUCAUUAAAGAAAGCCACUUUAAAGUUA